AUGUCUUCAGCCGACGAUCAGUACGAACAGCAGAACGACUUUGUCGGAGGUGACGUUCCUGCCGGCGACUCCAAGGAGAAUAGCUAUAUCAGUCGCACUGGCCAGCGCCAUAUUCCCGUCCAAAAGGAUGAGAUGCCUGUCGAGGAUCCCAUUGACCCUGUCAAAGCAGACUCGGAUGAAUAUCUCGCCCAAGAUGAGCGUGAAGUCAUCGAUGAUUCCAACAUAAUUGGCGAGCGCACCCGUGGUGCUCGUCCUCGAGGCACCUACCGUGAGCCUGGUGAUGAUGAGGGUAUGCCAAACGACACGUACUGA
Molecule: messenger RNA, 312 nt
Organism: Xylona heveae TC161
Lineage: Eukaryota; Fungi; Ascomycota; Xylonomycetes; Xylonales; Xylonaceae
Exons: 2
Coding region: 1-312 (103 amino acids)
Source: RefSeq, a predicted model, not a curated record